Messenger RNA from Sorex fumeus (smoky shrew), 358 nucleotides. RefSeq names its product C-C motif chemokine ligand 19 (gene CCL19). NCBI's taxonomy places the organism in Eukaryota, Metazoa, Chordata, Mammalia, Eulipotyphla, Soricidae. The record is from RefSeq and is a predicted model, not a curated record. Gene Ontology annotation, molecular function: chemokine activity; CCR chemokine receptor binding. Gene Ontology annotation, cellular component: extracellular region. Gene Ontology annotation, biological process: positive regulation of ERK1 and ERK2 cascade; inflammatory response; cellular response to interleukin-1. Bases 62 to 358 code for a protein of 98 amino acids. The transcript has 4 exons.
GCAGACUCCUGCUCUGCAGUCCGUCACUCCGCUCACACUCUUUGCAGUUCGCCUGCCGCCCAUGGCCUCUCCUGUGGCUCCCCUACUGGUCCUCAGCCUGCUGUUCCUCUGGAGUAGCCCGGCUCUGGCGGGCGCCAAUGACGCAGAAGACUGCUGUCUCUCAGUGACUCAGCGCCUCAUUCCCUGGAAGAUCGUGAAGGCCUUCCGCUACCUCAAGGACGGCUGCAGGAUGCCUGCCGUGGUGUUCACCACGCUGAGAGACCACCAGCUCUGCGCACCCCCAGACCAGCCCUGGGUGAACCGCAUCAUCCAGAGACUGCAGAAGCAAAACGCCAAGAACAAGCCCCUGGGCAAUUAG